This is a messenger RNA of Cladocopium goreaui, 1800 nucleotides long. The record is from the annotation of a GenBank genome assembly. NCBI's taxonomy places the organism in Eukaryota, Dinophyceae, Suessiales, Symbiodiniaceae.
AUGCUACAGCGAGAUGGAGGAACUGGAUUCCCAUGGGAUGCGCGUCCAGGCUAUGUGCACCUGAUGCAGGACUCACAACCUCCAAGCCCAAGGGAGACACACCAGGUGCCACGGCCCUCCUGUUGGAGGUAUCAAGGCUUCGUGACGAUCCUGGUGGCCCUGCUGCUGCUGGGCAUCGGCAGGAUACCUUGGCCCAAAGGUUGGGCUUUCCAUCUUCGAGGUAGCGCCACGAAGUGGAGGCCUUCUGUGCAGUCCGCUUACCUGCAAGGACAGGUCGGCGCACAACUGCCGCCCCAUUGGAUGACGCGCUCUAUGGAGAGCGUCCCAAUCUUCCAACAGAAUUCGACCCAGGCCGGUCAGCGCCGGGUUUGGCUCGUGAAGGUCUGGUGCAAUGAGGAGCUUCCGUUGCAGCUGACAGUGCAUCCCAAGGAUGACUUCGGUCGGUUGCAGCUGGUCAUGAAGGCUGUGCGCAAGACGGGCGCAGAGGUCUUGUUCGAAGGCCAUCGCGAGGGCUUGCCAAUGACGGCCAUCCGUGCCAAUGCCACUCAACUCCAGGCGCUUCUCAAUGAAACGCACGACUUGGUGGAAUUUGUGGAAGAAGAUUCGGCAAUGACGGCCACGGAAGAUGGGACCGUCAAGGAGAAGGAUGUGAACGACGAUAUGGGCACCGCUCAUCCGUCCAAACGACGGUCCUCGCUGCAAGAUUUUCCGCCCUCCUGGGGUUUGGACCGCAUCGAUCAGCGGGGAGCGGUGGCUGGCGGCCACAACGCGUCCUAUAGAUAUCAUCCCAAAGCGGGAGAGAGCGUGCACGUCUACGUGCUGGACACCGGCAUCAGGACAAGCCACAAAGAUUUUGGCGGCCGUGCUGUGAGGGUGCUGGAGGUGACAGACAAAGGUCUACAUCUCUGUGAUGACAGUGAAGACAAGGAGUGCGCCAUGGAUAAGAAUGGCCAUGGAACUCGCAUUGCCGGAAUUGUUGGAGGUCACAGGUAUGGCGUCGCCAAAUCCACCACCAUCCACGCCAUCAAGGUCCUGGAUGAUGAGGGCCACGGCAGCAGUUGGCGCCUGGCGGCGGCCUUUGAUUGGUUGCUGGUGAAUGCCGAACAGCCUGCUGUCCUGGUGGUCGCCUCCUACGUCCGCGGUCAGUUGAGCGCUGUGGCCUCCGCCGUCGACGCGGCGACACGUGCGGGCAUCACAGUGGUAGUAGCUGCCACAGAUCGAGGGUUGACGGCCCAUCCCAACGCCUGUGACUACACUCCGGGCUUCGCGCAAUCCGUGCUGACGAUCGGAGCCACCACAAGGCGCGACACGCAAGCGUUGACCAGCAGUUCUGGGACUUGUAUAGAUCUCCUGGCCCCCGGGGAGGAAGUGGUCACCUGUGGUGUAAGCUCGGACCUCUCGGAAGCGUUGCCGCAGCGCAGCUCCAGCGCGCUGGCGGCGGCGCACGCCGCCGGCGCCGCGGCGCUGCUGCUGUCGGAGAAGCCGCACCUGCAGGCGAGCGAGGUGAAGCAGACCUUGAUCGCCACCAGCACUGUAGGGCGCUUGUCACAGCUGCAUGGCUCACCAGACAGGUUGCUGAAUUCCCUUGGUGAAGAGCUGGAAGUCCCUUUCUGGGCUACUGAGGGCAUGUGGAGCUUGGUCGAUGGUGGAAAAGACCGCGAAUGCGGUCCCGGGUGCCCAGUACCCUGGGCAGCUGGGGCGGGGGAUGCGCCAAAUCCUGGGAGAUAUGGGGAAGCCAUAGCUCCCAAGAUAGCGUUCAUUUGCCUUAUUUUUGUGGCUGAAUUCUAUGGUUUAUGGUAG